AUGGACACAGAUGUGCCGCCCAUCCUUCUGCCGUGCGCGAUCUGCGCACGGACUUUUAUGCCGCAGUCGCUGGAGAAGCACAAGAGGAUAUGCGAGCAGACUGCGAAUAAGAAGAGGAAGCCGUUCGACUCGGCGAAACAAAGGAUACAGGGCACCGAGCUGGCGGAGUUCUUACCCAGGCAGGAGAAAAGGCGGUCCGCACAGGACAACAGGACCGACGGAUUCAAAUCCACUUGGAAGCAAACGCAUGAUGACUUCCUGCGACAGAUUAGAGCCGCUCGCAACGAAAUUGUGGACGGCACGAUGCAAAAAUCAUGCACAACGGUUCUCUCGUCAAGCGCUCCGACGCGCGCAAACGAACAGGGUGUCUGUCCCACCUGCAACCGCCAUUUUGGUAUCAAAGCUUACGAUAGGCACGUGGCCUGGUGUAAGGAUAGAAUCGCACAGGUGCCAGUCAGCCCAGCAACGAAUAUUGCCAAGGAACGACUCGAAGCUCGGAUGAAGUAUCGGGCCCCAUCUUUGAAGAGUCGCAGACAAAUUACACGCGAAAAAUAUUCACCAAACUCUGCUACGAAUCUUCAUUCCGGCAGCAAAACAUCGCCCACGCAGCCCAUGAAUAGAGCCAAGGAAAGCGCCUCGGCACCGAACUGCAACAAAGGCAAUGAUGAUCCUAUCAAGCAGAAACCUGCUAUUGUAAGACGUUCUGGACAAUCGAAAGAGGCAAAUCCGACAGGACCAAUGAAAUCUAGACCAAAUGAUCGCACGAAUAGGCCACCAGAAGACGAGUCCGGACCGGUUACAUUUCGACCUGCGCCCCUUAGUAAAAGAACCCUCCUUCCUGUACCACCCUUAAAGUAUAAGAAACAAAAUCUCGAAGAAUUCAAUAUCGUUCCUUCCCCGAGAUGCAAACAACAGGCCCGGAAGACGACCAAGCGAGAUCAGUUAAAACACUGUCGAGCUAAACCCGAUGAGAAGAAUCAGCUGUUGCUUUCAGCUAGGUCGCAGAAGUCGAACAUCGUUUCCGCUAGGAGCCAAGGGAAUCCAAAGCUGAAUGACGUUUCCAUUAACGUUGAUGUCAUUGGGAUGACCGUGAAACCUUGCAACAUAUAUUCAGGAAGUGAACUGACUACUUGGAAAAGGAUCAGUGAGGAAAAAGAUCAUCCAAAUGAAAGUAAUGAAAGGGAUAUUAAAGGUUUGAGUUCCUAUGAGUAUGAUGAAAGAAAUAGACAUCUUAUACAUUCUAUUCUAAAAGAGAAAGAAUCGAAGGUCGAGUUAGAUGACUCGACUGUGGAUAUGAACAGGUUGAGUUCAAGAACAGAGAGUCCAAUUAAUUGGCCACCUGCUACACCGAGAUUGAAUCGAACCUACUCGUUCAAAAAAUCAUUUGAAGAAAUUAAUGACCCCCAAUUAUGGGAUCAAUGGAGAUGGAAACCUGUGAAAAACAGUCCUCGAGUGGAAUUUUGUUUGGGAAAUGUAGAGAAGGUACAAAAGCUACAUACGUGCUCUAUUAAUUACGAUUUUCAGUGUUUAAAGAAAGGGACAGAUGAUGAGUCUUUGAAGGACUUGGACUGCAAAAAAAAGAAAUCGAAAAAUUCCGAAAAAUUUUCGGGAUGCUUCAAAUCGGCAAGGGACAAAAUUUUGGAGAGGAAACGGUUGAAGUCUCCUGGUUGUAAAGAAUUUCUUCAAGGAAGUCAGAAAGAAGUGAAUUGUUUUGACAAUGCUAAAAUUGUGUACUCGAAAACAAAUAUUCUGGAUAAAAGUAAUAAUAGUAAAACGUGUAGAGAUUUUCAAAGAAAAAUUGAUGAUACGAACAAAAAAAUUGUGCAAGAGGAUUUGAUGAAACUUUCUAACGAAAAAUUGGCAUCCCCAAUUUAUUUUGAACAAUUUGAACUUUCUGAAGAAUUAAAUAAUUUAGAGGUAGAUAAAAAUAAUUUAACUAUUAACGAUGAGGUGUCUAAGACACUGUCAAGAGAUAAAAAUGAAUCUAAACUAGUAGACACUUGGGAAGCUAAAGAGGAAAAUGUAAAUAACGUAGAUCAUUCUUGUACUAUUAAUGAAUCAGAAUUUCUCGCAAAGAAUAAUAACGAUAUUACAGAGUUCUGCGAUAUUGAAGCAAAGUUAAAUGAGAUUGAGUACGAACCUGUUCUCCUGAAAGAUGUAUUGCGUCCAAGUAGAUCGAGCACACCGUUUGAUAUCGCAAAUAAUUGGAAUGAACUGGAAAAUUCACCGAAGAAAUUAAAUACUCCUCCUCAAAAUAAAUGGGAAGUAAGUAUAAAUAAAGAGACAGGAUCUGAAUUGUUAUAUCGCGUUGAAAUAGAAGAAUCGAUUUGUCCACAUUCGACUCAUACCGACUUCGAUAAGUUAAAAAAGAUAGACACUGAAAUCACACUAACAAAACAUCAAGAUUACCCAACCAAUAGUUUUUUAAAUGAUAGAUCAUCAAUGAUUCAAGAAGGAGAAGUAAAUACUCAAAUUAUCAAUAAAAACGACAUGGCUAUUCAGACGACCAUCUGUAAAUGUUCGUUAAAAGCUAUCGAUGAAAGUGUCGGAGAAUCUAUGAAUACCAACGAGUCCUUAACAAACAAAAAUUCAACAAUAUUUGAAAAAAAUCAAGAAGCAUCUUCGAAAACGCAAGUUGUCGAUUUUCAAGAAAUUCAACAACUAUCUAAACAAGAUCAACGCGAAAUAAACUCGGAAGAAAUUAGUCAAGAUUACAAAGAAGACGUAAUAGAUAAUCCUAAGACAGAUAGUGAGUCGAAAUUCACGAAGCCCAUUACCAAAACGAUCGAAAUCGCAGACGAAGAAGUGCAAGAAAUUUACAAAAAUUCCUCGUCAAAAGAUUUCGAUUACACUACCGAUGAAUCUAUCAACGAAUACGAAGUUGUACCGAGAUGUGCUCACGAGACCUCCAUCAGAGAUAACGUAAUUGACGCGCGGAAUUUACGAUCGAUGAUUUUAUCGGAGUCCCGAAUGACCGUGAAAGAAUCGUCGGGCGUAGCCUGGAAGUCGCAGUACUCGAAGAUGAUCGGGAUAGAAAACAAGAUGUUCGGGAUAGAAAAUAAGAUGUUCGGGAAUGCGAACGAAAUGAAUAGCAGUAAAGAGAGUUUAUCGUCGAUCGAUGGCGUGGAUCUUGCAGGUGUUAAACAGGUGGAAACCCUCGAGGUGGAGACGAUCGAGGAAAUCGGGACUAGAAAUAGGAGCAUCAGGUUCAGGAUAUUGCCGGAGAUCAAAGGAACCACGGUGAUGGUUAAAAAGGAUUACGAUGAAAGAGGAACGAUCAGUACCCAGACUUAUUGGGAAAAGGCGUCGAAGACGUCCAGACAUCGUUUAAUUAAUCUCGAUUCGCCGUGUCAACGGACUAGCAGCGGCAAGGAUUACAAUCCUUUCCUGCUAGCAGAGCAACAGAUGAACGACCUACUGUCGGAUGCCAGCGAGCAAUCCGUAGCGGACAGCCCGUUGCUCGAGCAAAACCGCGAGACCCCGUUUCCUCUCUCUCAUUCCUCAGCCUUCGUCAAAUAUCCUUAUCAAACUUCUUCCUCAAAUCCCAACAAACGAUCGUCUUUAAUAGCUCCCCCCACAGAAUUCGAUGACUUAACUUCAGAUUUCUCGAGCGACUCGACUGAAACCAAUUCAUUGUCCCGAGAAGUCUUCUUAAAAGACGACUCCAAGUCGAAUGUCGAUAAAAAGUCACCGGUCAAAGAGUUAGGUAGACGAGUGAUUAUCGACAAAUCGAAGGCUCUUGGCGGAGAGGUGUCAGAGGACUACAAUCGAGGCAGCAGGAGUUUCGUUGGUAGCUCCGAAAAGGCUCGGAAGAUCCUCGACAAAGUCUCGUCCAAAAUGGUCCGGCCAACCGUCAAUCGUUCUUUCUCCGUUCGAGCUUCCUCCGCUCCUAAAACUACUCUCGAUAAAAAGAACAAUUCUAACGAGACGAAGAAAUCUUCUAAUAAGAACAAUGAUUCACAGAGAUCCUCUAACGCCAGCUUGAAUAAUAGAAAUAACAAUUAUACGAACCUGUCGGGCAGCAAUCUUAGCCUAAGCUCCAUAGUGUCCUCGGACGUAGACAUUAAACGAUCGAACUCGGCCUUUGACGAGUUGAUGACUUCGUUCGAGGAUGAGAACGGUUCCUUCACGUCCCUGAAAUCCCUCCUAAAAAACGAUCCCUUGUCCGUGUCUAGCCCCGUUCACGGAAGACAGCGGAACGAUCAGAACAGCGACGAGGAGCUGUCUUCGCCGGAAAGCUACAAGAGGCAGGAUCACGGCAAGUUUAGCGGGGACUCCGCUUAUAGCAGGUUAAUAUAUAUUCUGAUAUUUAAUUAA
Molecule: messenger RNA, 4317 nt
Organism: Nomia melanderi (Alkali bee)
Lineage: Eukaryota; Metazoa; Arthropoda; Insecta; Hymenoptera; Halictidae
Source: RefSeq, a predicted model, not a curated record